Molecule: messenger RNA, 1741 nt
Organism: Zeugodacus cucurbitae (melon fly)
Lineage: Eukaryota; Metazoa; Arthropoda; Insecta; Diptera; Tephritidae
Product: juvenile hormone esterase
Exons: 4
Coding region: 43-1719 (558 amino acids)
Source: RefSeq, a predicted model, not a curated record
UUAACCAAUCCACAACUAUUUAGUCAGUUAAGAAUUGCCGUAAUGUUAAGACGUGUCUAUAUGCUUCUUUGCUGCUGUUUGCUACUUUUUGUGCCACUUGCGCACUCACAAGCUAUUUCAUCAACCGAAGCACCAGUUAUAGAAACUUCACUCGGCAAAAUUCGUGGAAAUGUGCUUAUAUCGCGUAAAGGACGAAAUAUCUACUCAUAUCGUGGCAUAUAUUAUGCUAAACCACCGAUCGGACUAAGGCGUUUUGCUGCACCCGAACCAGUCGAAGCAUGGAACGAUACUAUAGAUGCUUUGGAUGAUGGCCCUUCAUGUCCGCAAGAUUCAAUCUUUCGGCCAAUGGACGAGAAUUGUUUGUCGCUGAAUGUUUUUACUAUAAAUGUAACAGCUUCGAAUCCUGUUGUGGUGUAUAUACAUGGCGGUGCCAACGUCAUGGGCACCGCAAGUACUAAAUACUCUGGCAGUCCGCAAAAUCUUCUUGAUGCGGAUAUAGUAAUGGUUGGUGUUAAUUUUCGUCUGGACGCUUUUGGAUUCCUAAGUAUGGGCACACCUGAGGCAAAUGGCAAUUUUGGUUACUUUGAUCAAGUAUUGGCGCUCAAAUGGGUGCAGGAACAUAUUAGAAACUUUGGUGGUGACCCAACGAGGGUUACACUCUUGGGUAUGAGUGCCGGUAGUAUGGCAAUCUCAUUGCAUUUAGCAUCACCGUUAUCCAAGGGGUUGUUUCAUGGUGUUAUCGCGAUAAGUGGGAGUGCAACAAAUCACUACGAUAUAGAUAAUGUAUAUUUGACUCAACAUUUAGCUGACCAACUCGGUUGUCCUAGGUAUAAUACAAAAUAUUUACUAAAUUGCUUAAGGAAAUUUAGCUGGGAGGAGCUAAUAAAUACAUCGGCAAAAUAUGAAAAAUAUGGUCUGAUAAAUGUUAAAUGGAAUUAUGAAAUUGAUGGCGUCUUUCUGCUAGAACAUCCGACUGAGGCGAUUCGAAACAACCGAUUUAAUCGUGUGCCGCUAAUUGUAGGACUUUAUCGAGAUGAGCUAGAUUUCGAUCCCUAUAAAAUUGAAAACAGGACCGAUUUGUUUGAUGACAUCAAUGAGAAUUUUGGACUUUAUGUGUCGGACUUCUUUGAAUUUAAAAGCAGUGGAAAUAAUGACACGAGAGCACAGAAAAUACGAGAGUUUUAUUACAACACAACCAGCAUAAGCACAUCCAAUUUAGAGACCUUUGGUCGUAUUCAAUCGGACAGUGUUAUUGGACACGGAGUGCAUCGAUUAGUGGAGUUGGCUAAAAAUCAUACAGAUGUAUAUUUUUACCGUUUCGAUUAUGUGGGAGACAAAUCGUUGUAUUUGGAUCAUUUCGGAAAGCCACGAGGUACUGGUCAUACCGAUGGAUUCCUUUAUAUUAUACCAAGUGAUCUUUACAAGGUGGAUGAAAAUUCACCGGAUAUAUUUAUGAUAGAUCGCCUUGUGAAUAUGUUUAGCGAAUUUGCAGCAAACGGCAAACCACCACUUAUAGAAAAUAUAACUUGGAUUCCCGCCACUGCCAAUGAAACAGUAGUUUUGUAUAUGGAUAAGCAGCCGUAUAUGGGUGGAGCAUUCUAUCAGGAUCGUUACGCUCUUUGGGAUGAAUUAUUCCCACUUAAAGAAAAUUCUGCUGGAAUUAGGUUGCCUGUCGUGGUAUUGUUAUUCUUUACAAUAGUUUGGAAUGUAUUGUUGUAAUAAAAAACUCAUUAUCAUCUUA